UCUCUGGAACAGGGCGGGGAGAACAGUCGCCGAAUUGCCACUACGACAUCGACGCGUAUUUUUGACGAAACAUUCGUCUUCGUGAAUAGAACGCGGGUGAUAUUGCGAAAUAAUCGUGUGUUUCUGUGUUAAUUUAUGCUGUUUGUGUUAUGAUUUGUGCAAAAUGGUGAUUUAGUGGUGUUUAACGUGCAAGGACUUUAGGGUAAGAAUGUCUAGCAGUUGACAUGUUUAUCUGUGUCGUGUGUGAAGAUUUUCCCUUCGCGUGAGGAGGUGGUGUGCGUUAGUGUGCGCGGCGGCGGCUAGUGUGCGUGCCGUGGCCGUGGUUACGCGAGGAUCCAAUGAUGGAUUGCAUUUCCUGGGAUGUAUAGGAUGUGAACAUCAACAUCGUUCAAUGAAUAACAAAUCUAAUAUAGCGGACAAUGCGGUCACAAACUGCAAAACCCUUACCGAAGAAGGGAGCUUUAGGCAAGACGUCGUUUAAAACGGCUAAGCAAGUAAGAAAGCGUGCAAUUGCACCGAAGAAAGUUAAAGCCUCUCCAAAAUCUGGGAUAAAGAGCCCUAAAAAGGUUUCUGGUGAUAAUGCGGCUACAAGUAAAGUUGAUGGAGAUGCUGCAGCCAAAGAAAAAAGUAGUUCGACAACAGAAGCUGCUAAAGUGGAAUCAUCUAAGCCCAAUGCAUCGAGAGAAAAUUCUCCUUCCAAAAAAUGUAAAAAAGAAUCCAAAGAGACAAAAGACAAGGCGAAAACUUCGCCAAAGAAAGUUGUUUCUAAAAGACCAGUUCAAUUAACCAAGAAAAUGAAACCUUCUCCUAAGUUAAAAAAUGAUGAAAAAGACAGUGAUGACGUAAAGUACAAAAUAAACUUAGAUGCAAUUAAAAAAGGUUCGGUGAAAAUUCCUAAAUUAAAAUCGAACCCAAAAAAAGCCAAUCCAAGCCAAAGGAAAAAAGUAACUCCUUUAAGCAAAGAAAGUGACCAAGAAAAGCAGAAACAACUUAAAAAUGAUAAUAUUAGUAAUUUGGAGCAAAUAAACAAAGAUAACAAAAAUGAUUCUAAAAUAAUAGUACAUGAAAAUCCUCGUUUGCCAAAUGAAACAAAGAGUGAAAAGAAGGAAGAAAACAUCCUAAAUGAAAAACCAGACCAACCAAAAAUUAUAGAAUCACUAACGAAAAGUGUUCCAGUUACUAAUAUAUCUAACAAUCCUACAGAAAUGCCUAAAAUUGAAACUGAGCGACCACCUAAGUUCUUUACCUCGAGUAGGUCACCAAGAACUGUCGACAUAGACGUAAAAUGUUGCAAAAAUUCCAAAGGGAACUUAAGUGUUUCUGAAAGAUUUCUAUCAAUGAAGUGUGAAACUAAAACUGACGAUAGCAGUAAAGAAAAGAGUGCUUCAAAUAACCUAAUAUCUCAAGGCCCUGAUAUUGACGUUUAUACUUUUUCAGAAAAAGUGGAUUCACCGAAAAGUAUUCUGUCUGAUUUCAGAACUCCCGUUACUAAAAAUAUCGGUCGAGUGCGACCUAUAGCAAGGGUGAAAGGUACUGUUAUAGAUAAAAAAUCAGAUUCGGAAAGAAAAAAGUUUUCCCCUCAUAGGCCUAUUGAAGAAGUUGUAAAACAGUUAAAAGCUAAUAAGCGUUCUGAAGAUUUAAUUACAAGCCAGACUACUGGUAAUUAUGUAACUACUGGUUUAGAUUUUGGAAUAUUCGACAGUGAAAAGCAGAUGGAAGAAAAACCUCCAAUAGUUAGCAAAUCAUACAAAAUGGUAGCAAGAAAAUCAAGUAUUACCGGCCAACCUUUUAGUCCAAUCAAAUUUCCUGAUCGAGAAGAAUCUCCACCAAAAGAAAUUUGUAGUCCAGUAAAAACCAGUAAUGUUAAGAAAACUGUAAGUAAAUCUAAAAAACAACAGAAAAAACGUUCACUAUCAGAUGAUGAACUUAACACUUCUACCUUCUCUCUUAACACUAAAACGUUCCAUUACACUUCCUCUGAAGAAAGUGUCAGUGAAUCAAAUGAUGAUAACGAUAAUAAAGAAUCUUCUGAAUCAGAUAAAUGCAAGAAUAAAAAAACAAAGAAUAAAAAAUACAAGAGAAUCACAGACACCGCUAAAAAGUCAACUUCAAAAGAACUGAAAGAGCUUUCUAAAGAUUCCUUAAUUGAUUUGAAAGAUACAUCCGCAUUAAUAGGAAACGAAAAGCCUAGUAAGAGAAGACUUAAGUUGUUAUCAAUGUGGUCAGGUCCUAAGAAACAUAGAAUGGCAUCAUUAAAUGCUUUAGCGAAAGUACAUUGUUUAUACGAAAAUGAAAGUAGAACUCAUUUGGAAUUAGGGCUUAUGAAAACAGUUGAUAGACAAGUAAUUCCAAGUACGUCGAAGGUGAACUUGUCCCCUAAAAAGAAAGAAAAUAAAUCUAAAGAUAGUGAAAAACUAGAAAGUACGUCUGAAUCGGAGUAUGAAAAUAAAAGAGAAAAAGAGAAAGACAGUUCAGAUAGUUCUGAUGAUAGUAUACCUCAAAGGACUUUACGUGGUGUUCCUGGAAUAAGAAGUGCGGGAAAAUACUGGGACCCUAAAUCUUCUACUUCCUCAAGUGAAGAUAGCGAAUUAGAGUCUAGAACUAAGAAAAGCACUACAGAAAAAAAGAAGACCACUCCCAAAUUGUCAUCUUCAUCAAAUAAAUCAGAUUCCGAUAAGCCCCCACCAAAGAUGAAGAAAACGGCCGGAGUUCCAGUAAAGAAAAAACGCAAUAGAAAUGAAGUAGUUAUGGAUCUCAAAGAUAUGGUUGUUCAAAAAAGAAUGGCUAGUUUGAACGCUACGGCUAUUUUGGCUGCCAGUUACGAAAAGCGUUCUCCAAAGUCUAGCAAAGACGACACUACUUCAGACUCGUGUAGCGACGAAUCUUAUCUCUCGCAGAAGCCAAAAAACUUGAUAAGUUCCGGCGUGAAGUCGGAAUCAAAAAACGAUGAGACUGAAAAAGAAAGUGACGAUACUCAAAUGCCGGACAAAAAGCAGAAAGUUGAGGUGAUCGUAAAUCAAGAUACUGAUGUUACAAUAACUGGGGUGUACGCCACACACCAUCAUGAAGGGUUCUGUACCGUAUCAGGAAUGCAAUAUCGCAUUUCAUCAACUAGCCAUACACAAACUACAGCAACGGCUAAUUGCGAAAAGGAGGGUUGCUCGCGGGAUGAUGGAUCUCGUUACACCCCCCUGUCGGCACUAUCGUCGAUGCAGCCUCCCGAACAUGCGCAAACACAUUCUCAACCAGUGCCGGAGCUAGGAGGGCUGGGUCGUCGCGCCGGGUGCUCCAGUGCUUUUUCCGCCCCGUCUCCCGCAGCUCAUCAUGAUCCAGGAUACUAUCAGCCGGCGGGUCCGCUGAUAAAAGAGAGCGGCGCAGACGCAGAGCGAGCGCUUGCGAGAUACCACCCGCCGCACUACCAUGCCCCGCACCCCCCUGUGCUGCAACAGUAUGGGCCGUAUUACCCCGCGGAGCUGUGCUACGGGCGGUACUACAGACCGCCUGGACCCUACCACAUCUCGCCGCCGCAGCCUGAUGCACAGAUGGUAGGCGUAGGAAGCGAGCCGUACCCACCUCAGUACUACGGCACGCCGCCAUGUUACCAACAUUCCCCGCAGAGGAUACCAUACGUAGAAUACCGAGGAUGCCCGUGCCCAUUAAACGCGUGUCCAAAAAACGUCCUUAUUGGGCCCGCUACUGGUAAAGCCCCCACCGGUGGCGGCCCCGCGGACGUUUCCUCGACCCUCGCGCCGCCCGGGGGCGCCUUCCGACCGAAGGUGCGGGCGGGCGCGCAAGACUCCGCCGCCGACAACCACGGCAGCGGCAAGGAUCCUCCGUUAGAGCCGGAGCCGCCAGAGCCACCGAUGGCAGCGGAUGCGCCACACCCCUGCCCGUUGCCCGCUAUCGGCGGAGCGUCACCUAAGCGCGAAAUGUACGACGUGCGGGAAAACCUUCGUCUGACCGCUGACGUUCCUGGACCGACCGAAGCCCUGGGCCCGCCCUCGCCGGCGCGGGGCGCCUGCGCGCCGCAACCGCCGCCCUCGGCUCCGCGACGAGCCCGCCUCGGCAAAGCGAUGGCUAGGCGGUCGUUGGCAGGCGACGACACCGCCCUCCUCAUAUCUACCCCACAAUCAACUACCAUCAACCAAGAUGCAGACGACGACGUUCUCGCUAUCUCACCACCCCUCUGCGCGCCAAUUGAUCUCUCUUCGUCGGAUGAACGGUCGACGCCUCUGGUUGAUGUAAAAAAAGAAAACGAGGGACCCACGUAUGCAUCGUCAAGAAAACCAGAUGCACAAGCUCUCAAAGAGCACAACAGUACGACGACUUUGAUUGAUCUCUUGGAUCCUACGGACGCCGCGAAGGCCGUCAAACGAAGGUAUUCGAAACCUAAAUUAGAAAUAGAAAUGAAAGACGUCCAACUGGAGGACGCUUGUAAAACGAACGGUAUCGGGGAACACGUUAAGCUUCAAAAGCGACGAAAAGUUUCCGGUGAUCACACAACCGUACCGCGAAUUGAAACAAUUACAAAAGAACCGAAGAAAAAGUCGCCGUACAAAAGAUCACAGAAAUCUUUAGCCGUAGACAAAAAAGCUUGUAAGAGAAAAUCCGAUACAAUUAAUACUGAGCCGAAAAUUAAGAAAGUAAUAACUGAUAAAAUCCUCAAUGAAGAUCCGCGGCUCACCAAUGUAGCGGCAGUACCUAAUGAUGAUCUUUCUCUAAAACCCAAAAAUAAAAGUGCUUUAUUACUCGACAAUCUUAUUAAGAAAAACAGUAUUGACAGGCCCGAUGCAAAAACAUACACAUCAGACACAAAGCUAAAUCCAGCUGAACUUUUCUUAUCUCCAAACGAAAGUCCGCAAAAUUGUACAAAGAAAACUCUAAAUAUAAAUAAUAAUAUAGUAGACAAUAAUGUUCCUGUAAAUGGCGUACAACCGAAAACCAUUGCAGCAGUCAGUCAACUUAAGAAACUAGCUAAUAAGAAUGUAUGCAAAAUAGAAAAGGUUGAUUCCAAGAUCACACAUAACCUCAAGUCAGUAUUAUCAUCUCCCACCGAAGCUUUGAACGUCAAGGAGGUCCUUCAUACGCCGUUUAUAAAUGGUGAGACAAAUGUUGGAAAAAAUAAUUUAAAAAAUUCUGUUGAAGAUGAAAAACCUAAAAUAAUAGAUAUUAAAGAAAAGAGCGAACAGAAAGACAUUAGCAGUAUUCCAGUUGACGCUAUUAAAACAAUCAAACCUUCAAAAACUAAAACGUUACCGAAUCAAUUGGAAACAAUUCCAAAGUCUAUUAUUACUGAAAAUGUUGAUGAAUCUCAAACGGCCUUAUCUAAUGAAAGUAAUGUGAAACAUUCAGCAAAAACUUGCGAAAAAUUAGAUGAUUUAAAUAAAUCAUUACCAAAACGGAGUAAAGUAUAUACAGACAAACGAAAUGGGGAGUUUAAGAGCAAGAAUGUCGAGAACUUAGUCAAGUUGCUAACUUCGAAAAAGCUAGCUUCGAAAGCGACGGAACUUUCGGCGCCAGUUGAAAAGAAAGACGUCGAAAUUACUAAAACAAAAGAAAUCGUUACACCGAAACGCUGUAAAUUAACGGGAGAUAAAGCGAGCGGGGAAUCUAAAACUAAAAAUGUUGAGAAGGUGGUCAAACUACUCGUAUCGAAAAAGACAGCCAUAAAAACUGACGAAGCGUCGUUGGUUGUAGAAGACGCUUGUUCGUCACCAGUUCCCAGUUUGAGGAAAGGUCGAAGAAGACGCAGCGGCGGUCGACGCGUGCGGCGAGUGGCGGCUCCUUUGACACCGCCUGACCUACAGCCGCGAGUUCAGCCCAAAUGGAGCAACGGAUGGAAUUGGGACGGCGAAGACUACAUAUCUAAAGUUUACCAAAACAACGAUACCCGGUUCGACCGCACGGCUCGCUGCUGGCCGCGCAUGACGCACGAGAGCGGCGACCGCGUGUCGCGCGGCGACUGCGUGCUGUUGCGCGCGUCGCUCAAGCCGACCAACGAGGCGCAGCCCUACGUCGCCAGGAUAGCUAGCCUGUGGGAGGACCCCGAGAACGGUGAAAUGAUGGUGUCCCUGGUGUGGUACUACCGGCCGGAGCACACGGAGCGCGGGCGGCAGGCGGCCGACGCGCCGGACGAGGUGUUCGCCUCGCGCCACCGCGACGCCAACUCCGUCGCCUGCAUCGAGGACAAGUGCUACGUGCUCACCUUCAACGAGUACUGCAGAUACAAGAAGCGACUUAAGGCUGCCGAAGAGGGCAUCGUUAUAGGGCCUUCGAUAGUGCCCCCUUUGCCCGCCAGCGAAGUGACCCCCGCGCUCGCGCCCAACGACACCAAGCUACCACCCUCGGUGUCCCCCGAAUUGGUCCUCUUCUGCAGGAAGAUAUACGACUUCAGGUCUAAAAAAAUCCACGUGCCCAACAAAUGAACUAGCCGCUGGAACGUUUGGAUGUCGAUUUUACAUUUAUGUCGGGCGCGAUGGACCUCGAGAAUUUUUGUAAGUAUUUUUGUCUACUUAGGAGUCAAACACCAAAGCUUGAACAUAAGUCUACCGUCGGUGACACUUCCCGAGGGUUGUUCGCCACUCGUCGGAUAUGAGAAAUGUAUACUUUUCAUCGUAGUGUCUCGUCAAACCCUAUAUUAGUACAAAGCCCGAUUCCAGUAGAUGAGUGUGGCCAUUUUCUUUUUUGGAUAAUCGCCGAUCUGUCGUUCUGUUGCUUGUAUCGUAUUGUAUCGUAGUGAUGUUCGUUGUAUAUUAUAUUUGAGUUGCGGAUUUUGUGACGUUCGAUGGUGGUGAUGAACUUUGACAAUGGAUGCCUUUUUAUAAAAUAUAAGUAGCUGUAAGUGAAUCAUGAAUGCAUAAUUAUUGUGAAUAGCGAUGUUUAUUUUUUUUUUUUUGCUUCGGGAUCGAUGACCUAGAUAUGUAUUCACUUGUUUAUGUAUCGUAGAGGCGUUGAGUUCGUGUGCGAUUCGCCCCGUCUUAGAAUCGGUCGAAUCGGUCUAACAUUAAGUUAUGUUUGGCGGAACGGAAAAGGCAUUUAUACUAUUAAAAUUAAUUUUAAUUUACUGUUACAUUGUUAUCUACGUAGAGUCUAUAAUAAAUUAUUAUUUUAUUACAACAAUGCAAGUGCGCCAUGUUUUAUUGUAUUUGCGAUUUGGGUAAUUCGCUUUCGUAUUUUAGGUAAAAAUUUCUUGUAACAAUUACUGUAAAAGAGUAAUGGAAAAAUAAUACAAGAUAAUAUACAAGUCAUGUUAAAGGUACAUCUCAAUAGUACCUUCAAAAUUAUUAUACAAAUUUAUGACUUACAAUCUUUAGACCAUGUUUAUACGUAAAUAUACUAUUUUUUCUUGAUUUGGUAAGCAUGUAGUAUUCUACAGAAUGCUUAAACGUUUUAUUUACUAUCCAGUAAAUGAUCUACCUACAGCAUAUGAAAUCGAAAACUUAUUACUUUUUAAUAUUUUAGUUAAAUCAAUCAAUUAUCUACUGAAAAAUAUCUUCUCUGCAUUUGAGGAAUUGAUUUUUACUUAUACUGUCUUUUGUCUAUAAAGACUGAUUUCGCAAGAGCGGGACACAUGUUUUUUACGAAAAAAAAAAUUAUAUUAACUUCGAAAACUGCAACUUGCGAAGCGUUUUUUUAUUUAUAGUGUCAGCCAAUAUUUUACACUUAAAAAUAACAAGUGGGAUCAUUGUAACAUAUUUUAAAUAUAAUAUUAGUGCAUAGAAUAUGUAAAACAAAAAAAAAUGUGUCGUGCAUAAAGAGAUAUAUUGUAUGACUAUUAAUAGUAAAAUCUCUUUAUCAUUAGAAUUUGUCUGAAUCUGGAACUCAAAAGAAGUCAUUUGUUAUUGGACGUGAAACGUACCAUGCAGUUCGCAUCAAAUAAAAACUUCGCUGCUCUUCAGGGUUAUUAUGUGUCUCGGUGUAUCAUUCAAAUAUGUCACUAUAUCGUUUUUAUCGUAUUUUCUUCUAAGUGAUCGUCUAAGAUAGUUGUUUCAUCGAAAUGACCUUUACUACGUAAUUUUACAUCAAGUGUCAGUGAUUCUGUUUUUACGAUCAUCUAACGUGAUUAUUUCAACGAAACUAGCAGUUUUACGUCAAAAAAAAGGUUACUUCUUGCUACUAACAGUACUUUACUAAUGCCAAUUUACAUAAAAUAACGAUAAUUAUUUCAUUUCGUUGAAACACUAUGUUAGAUGAUUGCAAAUACCUAAAUAUGAUGUUUGAAAACGAUAUAAUGAUUCAUUAUUUGAAUAGUACACCAAGAUACAUAAUAGGCUCACUGAUGUUAAUGUUAGUGCAAAUAUUUUUUUUUUACUGGCUUAACGGGUAUGGGUUCUAGUCUUCUUAAGCCUUACAGUAUAAAACUUUAAUAUACAGGUCGUGUGGAAUAACUUGUCACCUGGCUCGUAUGAUGUGUGUACUGUAUUUGUAUGGAUGUGUUUGGUAGCCAGGUAUCAAGUUAAUGCGCACGGGUUAUAUGUAGUUUCAGUCAUGGGGCCUGACUAAAAUCACAUACAAAAUUGUCUGUCGCUUUUUGAGAGGGAUGAGGUAAACUCACACAUCAAAAAUAUUUAACUCCAAUAAAUAUACCUAUCCUGUGUCCUUACCUACACUACACACAACUAUCAAUUUUAAAUAGUAAUACACACAGUGGUGGCACAAGGUUUUUAACUAGGGUAUGCAUUAUACUUGGAAGUUGUGAAAAAUGGCAUAUUCCUUCUCCAAUACAUGUUCGUAAUGAGCUUACAGGGUAGGCAGUGCGUUUUUACAUCGAUGACGUGCACUGAAUACAUACACAUGCAAUUUUAACACAAUGAAACAUCGAUUCUAUAGACGCAGUUUGUAUGAACACGUUUGAUCAUGAUCAUAGAGUUUUGACAGAGGGGUAACCUCUAGCGAGGCAGGUUCUUGAGGUAAUUGUUCUGAGAGUUUAGGCCAUUAGACUAUUGCCAUACCCACUACUAAAACGCAUGUGUUACUCGAAAAGCUUUUUCUACCUAUUCGAAUAGGAAGAGGAAUAUUUGUAUUAUUUUAAAAAAAGAAUUUUGGAGCGGCAAAAUUAUUUGAUACAAACUGCCAAUAUUCAAAUCAUGAAAUAUCUACAACAAUAAAAAAUAUAUACUGGUCAACAAUCGUGUGAACGUGGAUUAUUGUAAUUCGUUUGCAUUGUUUCCAUAAUUUAUGUGUAGACCUGUAAUUUAGAUUGUAUAAUUAGUGAUUUGUGAACUUCUCGUGCAGAAUAUUUUAAUGGGCAUUUGAAGUUUGAACCUCAGUCAGUGUGUAGGACGUAUUGCUGAGUUUCUUGAGUAUUACACAAUAUACCAUGAAAAAUCUGUUAUCGGCAUUAUAUUGUAUAAUAUA
Molecule: messenger RNA, 9357 nt
Organism: Bicyclus anynana (squinting bush brown)
Lineage: Eukaryota; Metazoa; Arthropoda; Insecta; Lepidoptera; Nymphalidae
Gene: Hers
Exons: 12
Coding region: 420-6425 (2001 amino acids)
Molecular function (GO): chromatin binding
Source: RefSeq, a predicted model, not a curated record